Trachemys scripta elegans is the source of this 17527-nucleotide messenger RNA. It is a transcript of the gene TET1, whose product is annotated as tet methylcytosine dioxygenase 1. Gene Ontology annotation, cellular component: nucleus. NCBI's taxonomy places the organism in Eukaryota, Metazoa, Chordata, Testudines, Emydidae. Gene Ontology annotation, molecular function: DNA 5-methylcytosine dioxygenase activity; zinc ion binding; DNA binding. The coding region runs from base 393 to 6938 and encodes 2181 amino acids. Gene Ontology annotation, biological process: positive regulation of transcription by RNA polymerase II; oxidative demethylation. The transcript has 12 exons. The record is from RefSeq and is a predicted model, not a curated record.
GAGAGCAUAGCCGAGCCUCCCUCCCAGAGGGUCUGGCCUGGGGAGAGGCUAGCCGUCCGCGGAGAGCCGCAUAUUUUACUCCCCAGUGCCACUGGGUAUCCAUAUUCCGCGCGGGGUUAUUUUGCUCUCCGAGCUGGCUGCUUGGAGGGACACGCCGCGCCGCACGAGCCAUGGAACUCCACUUGCUCCUCUCCAGCUGUGGCUCGCCCAGCCACGCACGGAUCGCCCUUUCCUGUUAGUAUCCUACCGACAAUGCAACAGCCUUGAUUCAACUCUGUAUUAUGACAGAGAACAGCAAUAAGAGUAUGCAAUUUUCUACUGAAGUGAAAAAUUCCUUCAAGAGCCCAUGAUUUUUUCCACUACUCCUUUUACAUAUCAACUACUUGAUAGACAUGGCUCACCACGCCAGACCUUCCAGAUUAGUCAAAAAGGAAGCGUUAGGCAAAAGGAAAACUAGUGAAGGCAAAAAGAAAUCCAGCCAAGUGAAAAAGAAAGCCAAGAAGAAUUCCAAAAAGUCUGAGAGUUCUGGAAAAUGCAAAACAUCAAUCCAAGAAAAAAAUGAUGUAAAGAAAAAGCAACAAGAAAAGAAACCACCUUUGAGCUCAUCAGUUAGAUUUCUCAGGAGUAGUGUAACUAGAGCUUUAUCUGGAACAUCUUGGGUAAAUAUGGAGAAAACAGAUAAUAUUCUCCUUCAUAACCAGGAUUCUUUAAACGUCAAUGGCUUUACAAUGUCUCUUCGUAGCAGAUCAUUCUCCCAUAGACUGUCCCAAACUGCAGUAAUUACAAAAUCCAAGAAAGUUACAGUACAGAAAAGAUUAGAAAAAACCCUUACUAUAUUGGACGAAAAAAAAGUUGAAGCUGAUGAAAGGGUUUUGAAACAAGAUUCAGCACAAAAUGAAUUAACUCCUCUCAACAUUCUGUGUGAUACAGACAUUGAGCUCUCCUCCAUUAAAUGUGAUAGUCAAGACAAAAAGAUAGGGAGACCUGAAUCAAGUGUCUCCACUUCAAAGAGUCUACCAAGCAUUUACAAUCCAGAAGUAUUAGAGGAGGAGUAUGAGUGUGAAGAGCCGCCCUGUGGGUGGACAUCAAGUAAGAUCAAUACAGGCAGCUCAGAUGAAAGUUUUGCUCAGAAUUCUGAGCUUGUUCCCACACCUUUUCAUUCUGACUCUAUAAUCACCUCUGAAAUAAAUACAAAAGACCAUUUAGAAGAUUCAGGCUCAUUUGCAGAAUCCCAUGUAAAGAUGAACUUAGAUUUGAAGCCUGUUAAUAAAGAACCCACUUCAAAUUCUGCUUCUUUAGUUACCACUGAAUCAAAUUCUAUCAUAUAUUUAGAAGAUUUGGGCUCGUUUGUUGGAUCCCAUAUAAAAACCAACUUGGAUUUGGUGCCUGUUAAUAAAGAACCUGACUCAAAUUCUGACUUGUGUUGUAAAAGAGAUGAUUCAGAAUCUGACACAAAAAAUUUGGUCACAGUUUGUGAACCAGUUAAUCUUGCAGUGCAGCAGCCUGUUAAUUACAUUGGUAAAGAAACUUUAGUUCUGGACUCAGGUUAUGUCCCUAUUUCAUCAUCAAACACAGAAAAAAGCACAGAAGCCUUAAUCUCUACAACAACUGCGGUCUUCAAAGAAAAUACUGGACAUUCCUCUGAAGGCUCUAUUUCAGGGUUGUCCUCAAACACAGGAAGUUCCACUCUUACCUCUGACAGAGAGAUAAAUGUGCAUUCACCAACUGAUUCAAAACUGCGGUAUAAGGAUUCUUCAUCACAAUCAGGAAGUGUUGGAAUAAACUUGAACUCAGUUCAGGACAACAGGAGCAAUAGCAUUGGUUCCGCUGAAGCUUCGGAACCAUCCUCUUUUACAAACCCAGUUUACAGUUACCCUCUCUCAUAUUCAUCUUUGCUCCCUAUGUUAGAAAAAAAGAAACGAAGACGGUGUGGGGUAUGUGAACCUUGUCUGCGGAAAACUAAUUGUGAGGAAUGCAGCUGUUGCAGGAAACGCAAAACUAGUCACCGGAUAUGUAAAAAGAGAAAAUGUGAAGAACUGAAAAAGCCGCCACCGCCAAUAAUGCUACCUUUUGAGGUGCUAACUGAAAACAAAAGGCCUCAGAGGAGAAAGCAAAGAGUUUUAAAGGCAGAUUUAGAAAACAAACCAGUAAAUGGCCUCAGACCAGAACUCAUGGAAUGCAGUAUAUGCGGUCAUGGUGAAAAAUACAGGGUGAAAACAAAUCAAACAGUACCCUUUGAAAAUGUACAAUCUAAUGAAAAAGAAAGUAUGACAGGCUUAGAAGCAGAGAAGUGGACAGAUAAUGAAAAACCAUCAUUUAGCGUCUGUGUCAAUGGAGAUAUCCAUGGAACUGUGACAGAUAAUGAACACCUGAAAAAUUCUGAAGAAGAAAGAGCAGUCUCUCCCAGUGAGUUAGUUGAGCCAAAAAAGUUGUUUGCACAAACCAUUAGAAAUGGCAUUAAGAACAUACAUUAUCCACCAUCAGAAUCAGAUGUGUCACAGACAAAAGUAAUUGUAGAAGAAAGGGCAGAUUUGACAAACAACUGCAGAGAAAACAACUCCCCUUCACAUCAAACAAAUACUGCUAAUCUGAAUAAUGUUGUAAGCCCUUUGACAACUGGUGUUUGCUGUGCUCAUCCAGAAAAACAAGAAAAUGUUUUCCUGAGGCAGAAGUCAAAUUGUACCUGCAAGACCUUUCAAAGAUCUGACAAUUCAGUUCUGCAAACUGAUUCUAUUGUGAAUACACAGGAAAGAUCAUGUUAUACACCUGUGCCUGAAAAGGAAGUCCAUGUUGAAAAAGAUGCUGUUAAAAUACCAAACAAAGAGACACAACUUGAAAACUCCUCACUUCAGCCAACCUUUUUGUCCCUGAUUAAAAACAGAAAUUUAACCGUAGAGCAGGUUGUAGCUAUUGAAGCAUUAACAAAAUUAUCAGAAGCCCCAUUAGAAGCAUCUGCACCAGAUAAAACAAAAAAUAUUGAACAUGCAGAACAAACAACUUCCCAUUUACUCCAUAAUUACAAAAGGGACAUUUCCUGCUCUUUGACUUCUUCUACAUUAAAAGAAAUCAAAGAGACUUACUUACAGAAUGAACAACAUCUCUUGAGUCGCUAUGCUCGUUCACAGAAGCAGCUCCUUAAUAAGGCAGUGUUGUACAAUGGCCAAAGUACUGUUUCUGAACCACAUGAUAAAUCUGUUAAUACUACCGGUGGAUCAUAUAGAUCACAUGUAUCCCCAAGAGAUACCAAAUCUUUGUCUGUUUCAGUACCUAAUGCAAGGUCAUGUUCAGGUCAUGCUACCAAGAAAAACUCUCUGUAUGAUAAAGUUACCAUUGCUACAUGUUUCAACAAUUCAUGUAAUGUCCAUCAAACAAGUAGCAAAUUGGAGAUUCUGAGCCAGUUUGAGAAAAACAAAGCUUAUAAUGAUCUGAACUUGAAAAGUAAUUUUGCAGUGAAGGAAGGAGGAAUUCACAGCCAGGAUGAAGAAGAUGUAGCUACACAGUUAACUCAACUUGCAGCAAUAAUUGAAUCAAAUCAGACAAGUCCAGAGCAGAAGAAUGAUGUAAAGACAUCACUUCUCAGUCUAAUAUCACAUGAGAUUCAGCCAAAACAUAACCAGGACCAGUGCCUACUGAAGAAAAAACAAUCUGUGUUUAUAAGGCACAAUUAUAGCUCAUUGUUAGUAAAGCAAAAACAGCCAACACAUAAAAAAGGAAAAACUGUACCAUGGAAACAAAGACACAAAAAGAAGCCUCAAGUACCGGACUAUCAAGAAAAUAAUCAAAAACAGCAAGAGCAUUUGGCUUACGAGCAUAAUGAAUUGCAGGACAUUUGGAUAUCAUCAAAACCACUUGGUCGUACCAUGCCACGGGAUUUGAAAAUAGCUGCAUCAAAAAAAAAAACUCCCAGAACCAAAGUACAGAAGGAACUGAAUCAAAGUACUUUAUCAUCACAACAAAAAACUAGAUUAUUUCUUCCACAGACUCAGAUAAAAAUCCAUAGACAUCUACCUGAGGUACCAUGGGAGAAAACAAAAGACAGGCUGUUUGGCUGUGAAGUAGUAACUGAGCACAUCAAAACUGUAGGCGCCAGUGACACACUAGGUAUUGAUCCACUGAAAAGUGACAUUGUUGUUACUUCUUCACAAUACAAUGGCCUGCUCUCCAGUAAUCCUAUGGUUGCGUCACAACUUAAAAUUGAAUCGUGUUCAAACAGACCAAGUGAAAAUGUACAGAUGUUUACAGAAAAAUAUAAUAAUUCUCAGGUACAACAAACAAUGAAUGUCAUUCAGACAUAUCCCUUGCCUCAAACACCUAAUCAGUCUAACCAGAGAGCUCAUGAGAUAUCUGAUCAAGACCAAGCAAAUUUUCAGCAGAAUGCUGCAGAGCAACAAUUGGAUCAAAAGUUGCAAACACUUCCAGUUACCUGUUGUGAGACCCAUUUACCACACACAAUAGAAACUCUCAGGAAUAUAGAUUGUGCAGGUGAAAUUACAGUUCUGACAUCAACAAGUUUGGGUAUUGAAAACCCCCAGAGUAUAGGUGACUUGGGAUGUUCUCCGGCAAAGAAUACACUCAGCAGUUUUCUUGAAUCUCCUAUGAAGUUCCUAGACACUCCUACAAAAAAUCUGAUCGAUACACCUACCAAAAAAGGACAGUCUGAAUUUCCAAUCUGUGACUGUGUUGAGCAAAUUAUAGAGAAAGAUGAAGGUCCAUAUUAUACACACCUUGGGACAGGACCAAGUGUUGCUGCUGUCAGGGAAAUAAUGGAAAACAGGUAUGGAGCAAAAGGAAGUGCUGUAAGAAUAGAGGUAGUGGUUUAUACAGGCAAGGAAGGAAAAAGCUCUCAGGGGUGUCCGAUUGCCAAAUGGGUGAUACGAAGAAGUAGUGAUGAGGAAAAGUUGCUGUGUUUGGUACGUCAGCGUGCAGGACAUCACUGCCAAACUGCCGUCAUAGUGAUUCUGAUUUUGGCCUGGGAAGGGAUUCCUCAUCUUCUGGCUGAUACAUUAUAUAAAGAACUGACACAGAGUCUCAGAAAAUAUGGUUGUCCCACAAGCCGUAGAUGUGCGUUAAACGAAGACCGCACUUGUGCAUGUCAAGGACUUGAUCCUGAAACUUGUGGAGCCUCAUUCUCAUUUGGCUGUUCAUGGAGUAUGUAUUUCAAUGGCUGUAAAUUUGCCAGAAGCAAAAACCCCAGGAAAUUUAGACUUCUCACAGAUGACCCUAAACAAGAAGAACAUCUUGAAAAUAAUUUGCAAACUUUAGCUACUGAUGUGGCUCCACUUUAUAAGAAACUUGCUCCUGAUGCUUUUCAGAAUCAGGUGGAAAAUGAACACAUGGGCCCAGACUGUCGGCUUGGAUCCAAGGAUGGUAGGCCUUUCUCUGGUGUUACAGCUUGUAUAGAUUUCUGUGCCCACGCCCAUAAGGACACACACAAUAUGCACAAUGGAAGCACUGUGGUCUGCACAUUAACAAAAGAAGAUAACCGUUCAGUGGGGGUGAUACCGAAUGAUGAACAGCUACAUGUGUUGCCUCUUUACAAAAUUUCACAGACAGAUGAAUUUGGAACCGAGGAAGGACUGGAAGCUAAGAUAAAAGCAGGAGCAAUACAGGUGCUUACUGCUUUUCCCAGAGAAGUACGGAUGUUAGCUGAGCCACUUAGAGCUACAAAGAAAAAGAAGCCAGAUACAAAGAAGACACAAGUUGAAAAGCAGACAUUAGCGGAUAAGAAAUAUUCAACACCAGCAAAGCUGAAAAAUGGAGCUCCUGAAAAUCUUGGUAAAACUUCACAGUAUUUAGGGAACAAAACAGAUGCUUUUCAACCUGGAAUAAAAAUGGAGCCUUCAGAUCAUCUUUAUGCCCUGAAACAUACUUCAAAUGCUACUAAAAGUUGCUCUGUAUUAAAACAAUAUACUGCUUCCUCCCCUUUUAAGGUGGAUAGUUUACAUCCUUAUUCAUCAUUAACACAUAAGCCUAGCAUAACAGCAGUGACUGAUAUUCAAGAAGAUUUUUCAGUUCCCUACGGGUAUUUUGAAUGCAGUAGUAAGCAACCUCAUGUCACACCUUAUAUUAAAUGUAAGAAUUUUGAUGUGUCAGUUAAAGAUUAUACUGGAAUUUUGCUGAACGAAAAGAGGAAUGGUGUGCCACCAAUUCUUCCAGAUAUUACUGUUUCAGACCACCCAACCCUUAAAGACCCCCUGCACAGUAUACUUGAACACCAACCAGACAACAAGCAAAAUUGUCAACUUCAAUUAGAAAAUGCUCCUUCGCAGUCGAUCAACCCUUGUGAUAUGUCAGUACCAUUAAACUCUCCAGCAAAGAAUGUAACCAGAAAUGAAGCUAACACAUCUCAUAAAUGUCCAGUGGAAAAAGGUGGCUCCCAUCAAGAACAGAUUUGUGAUUCCAAAGCUAGUGAUGAAAAGCAAAAAAAUGUGCUGGCAGAACCAAUGGAUUCUGAAGAAAAAGCUGAGGAAAUGUGGUCAGACAGUGAGCACAAUUUUUUGGACAAUGAUAUUGGUGGUGUUGCUGUGGCACCUUCUCAUGGUUCUAUCUUAAUUGAAUGUGCAAGACGUGAACUCCAUGCCACAACACCCAUUAAGAAACCAAACCGCAGUCAUCCCACACGAAUCUCUUUAGUCUUCUACCAACACAAAAAUUUAAAUGAGCCAAAACAUGGAUUAGCAAUGUGGGAAGCAAAGAUGGCUGAGAGAGCAAAAGAGAAGGAAAAAGAAGCAGAAAGAUUAGGGACUGAAAAUACUGAACUAAAAUCUAGCAGCAGGAAAACCAAGCAGAGCAGUGAAACCAGAGAGAUUUUCUAUGAAGAAAAUGAGUUCAAUCAAAUUCCAUCACGCAGAGCAUUAACAGUAACUCAAGAUAAUGUAAUAACAGUGUCUUCUUAUGCCCUCACUCGAGUUGCAGGGCCCUAUAACCAUUGGGCAUAGGUUUUAGUAGCUGAUGCCUUGCCUUGGUGCAGUGUUAUACAGUAUUUCUUUAAGGUGCUGUUGAAGAACAGAGUCAUGUGUAGUUUACUAUUUGUUCAUCUCAACCAUUUUAAGGCUGAGGUAAAAAUGGGGAUUUAUCUUAAACUGUGACUUUAUAUUUUAACAUUUGGUGGUGCUUGAGCACAUUUUAAGCAAAAAAAAAAUUGUAUAGUUUUAAUAUGUUAUAAAAGAAGAUUUUGGUUAGGUUAUUAACCUUGAUUGAAUCAUUCAGUUUAUUACCUUUAGGAAAUUAUAUUUUGGUGCUUUAAAUCAAAUCUGUUUACUACAGAACAAGUCAUUUAUAGGGAUUUUAACAGAUUCACAUUUUAUGAUGUAAAAUCAAGUUAUACAGUGAUUGCUCUACACAGCUCUUGGUGCUUAACCACAUCAAACAGUAAAAAUAAGCUGAAUUAUUACUUCAUGGUGCCAUUGUUCCAACAACUUCCAAUCAUUGCUAAAAAGUCCAAAUUAUAGAUAAACCUUUUAAGAGAACCAAUGAAAUUUUCUCUCUCUAGAGUUUUCAGAGUGUAAAAAAUGAAGUUAUCACUAGUGAUGGCUGGAAGUUGUUUGUAAGCUGUAAAUAUAUAUUUUAAAAGCACUUUCUAUUUUUAAAAUUAACUUGAACUAGUAUAGUAUAAGGAUCAUAUUGUCUAAGGUUUGUGCAUACUCUACAGAAGAAAUCAUUUUGUUCUUGCUGUGUAGAUUUCCAUACUGUUACAAUUUCAAUAUGUAUGCUAAUAACAUAUGUGAUUGUUUUUAGACUUUCCCUUUUUCCAUUGAAGAUUUUUAUGUUACAUAUAAACAGAAGAGUAAUAAAAUGCAGAAACUUUUAAUUAUUUACAAAUAUGGAAUGAAGAAACAUCUUGUCAAUGUGUGUUGCUAUUGGGAAUUAAAUAAUUAAUUUUUUAAGACAGAAAUUAUUAUGAUUUAUUUGAGCAAUAAGCACAUUAGUCUCACUCAUCUAAAGCAUUGCAAGUUAUGUGACACAACCAAAUGUUCCUAAUGCCUCAGGGGUAGGAUCGUUUUGGGAUUUAAAAAAAAAAAAAAGUACCCCCUAGAGUUGCCUUACUCUAUUCAGAAAAAAAGUUAUAAAAAUGACAAAUUAAUUUUUAAAAAAGUAAGAAAUUUUCAAUAUCUAAUGAUUAACAGCAAUUUUUAGUUGAUAAUUCCCUUCCAGAAUGUUCACUAGCUAAUAAGAAUGCUUUUUCAGUUCAGUUUUUUUAGAAGCAUGCUUUGUAUUAUUUUUGACAAUGAUUUAUACAUUUCAUAUGGAAACAGUUGUUAGUUCCAAACAUUUGAAUUUAUGUUCUGCAUUUCAGUUGGAAAAUUGACACAUCACCAAAUGAUUAUGGUUACAUUUUGCUAAAUGAGGAAAAGUAGACACUCCAUUCAGAAAUAAUGUAGCAUCCAUCCCACUCUUCUUUCUCUGAUUCUCCUCUCCUCCUCAUUUCUGUUUUAUUAUUUAUUUAUUGAAUCAUCUAAUCACCAGACAAAAAAGUUGUUUAAAUAAGGACUUGUCCUGCAAGCCUUACUCACCUUCUCAAUCCAAUUAAAAUUAAUGGGACUACCUAAGUAAGGCCUACUCUUGUGUAUAAUGGUUGUGGGAUGAGAUCCUACGGGUCAAGCUCUACCUUAAUUUUACCUGUGAAUCCUCACAGUUUAUGUAACCCCAUAGAUGUAACUAAGGUUAGUAUUUUCUAUUGAGAACUUAUACCAAUAAUAUACUUGAUAAUACUAUAAUGCAGUGGUGCUGUAACAAAAGUAAUCUGAAAUGUCUAGAUCCACUUUAUCUAAUACCUAGACAAGGUGCUUUUUUCUUGAAAAGUUCUAUAAUAAUUGUGAUAUUUACAGUUUUGGUACAAAGAAUAUGUGAAUUUUAUUUUGUACACACAGUGCUAACUAGAACCCUGAUCCUGAAAAUAUUUACACGUAGGAGCAGUUCCAAUGAUAUUGGGCUAAAUCUAAAAUUCUUAUGUAGACUGACUAUUGAAAUUAACAGGAAUUUUGAUGGCAUAAGGACAGGAGGAUUGGACCCAUUCUUUGUAUUUUAUCUAGCUCAAAGUAAAUUUGUGAAAACCCCAUAUGCUGCAAAUUUUAGUUUAAAACCUGUUAGUUCAAGUACAGGAUAUGAAGGGAUUAUAAAUAAUAAAAAAGUCAAUAUUAUGCCAUCAUUUUGUACCAACAGUUUUCUGCUUCUUGAAUAUGUAAAGCACAGUAUACAUUAAAUCAUUAUGGUAUUUUGUGUGCCUUAGAUUUCCAUUUUAAAACUUGUCUAUUUUUUGUGAGGCUAAGAUAUAGUAAAAACUACAGCUGUAUAUACAGUAAGUAGUAUUCUAAGUUGCAGCUGCUCCAACAACAUAUUUGCUAUCUGAGUACCCUUGUUUAGCAUCAUGGUCAGUUAUCUACCAGAAGGAUUACUUUGCUACUAGUAAGUGUCACUGAUAGAUUUAGACACGUUAGCUUCACAAUAAUUUCACUAUGCCAUACGCAUGAAUAGUGCAGUGAAGGAAUUCUUUAUUUCUCAGCAAUUCUACUAAAUACCAUUUUUAUUUCAAAUUUAGUAGGAAAAGUUUCAGGGCCGUUAUUCUGCUUACAAGAAAUUCAAGAAAUAUUAAAAUGGCUGGAAUUUCCAUUUGAAUCCUUCCAGACCUUUAGGGUUGUGUGUGAUUAGGCAGUUCAAAUGCUAAAAACAAUUAAUAGAGAAAACAGCAGCUUCCUCAAAUAGCUGGGAAGCAGAAUUGGUGCGUCUUAAAUGGCAUCUUUAAGUAUGGUUGUCUUCUCAGUUGACUAUCAGUAGGGACUCAGCAAGUCCAACAGGGAAAUCCAGCCCUAAUAGAUUCAUAAUGGCAAUGUUAAAAGAGAACUGUAUGGCUUAACAUAACAACAGAUAUUCAUGUUAUUAAUUGAUAGCUGAGAAAACCCUCAGGACUUCUUUAUUAAGGUUAUUGAUACAGCUAAAAUAUACUGUCCAAACAAAAUUAUAUUGUCUUUACAAUGUAUAACAAAUUUCUAACAUGACAUUUUGGUAAAUCAUACCCAAUAAGAUAAUUAGCUGGCCAAGUUUUAUUUCCUGAUGUGGCGCUUAGCAGAUUGUGAUCUGAAAAGCAAAUAUUUUCUAGUAAAUAUACUGCAAUAUGAGAAAUACAUCUAUUUACUGUAUUUACAGCUGUGUGCUAUUUAUUGUAACAUUUCAGAAUAUUUAUCAGUCUUGUGCACACAGAUCAAUGUUGUAUUGAGUAAGGUUGUACUUGCAACAAUAUUGUCCUCUUAAAAGUUACAAAUUUUAGAAAGUGACUCUUUCCCUUCCAUCCCACACAACUGCUCUAUGACUUCCUCUCACCCUCAUAGACUUUAAGGUCAGAAAGGACCAUCAUGAUCAUCUAGUCUGACCUCCUGCACAUUGCAGCAGCAGGAUCCUUCCAGAUUGGCCAGCCAGGUCAGGAACCACAUCUAAAGACAAGACAGCUAGGAAAAACUGUAUACUUCCCUUGAUCUGUAACAAACUUAUAUUGAUUUCAAUAGGAGUUUAUGCUCAUAGACAGACAGCACUAUAGGGCUCCAAGUCUGUAACUCAGAGUUGAUGACAGUUUGUUCUCUCUCCCCCCCCACCACCUUUUAUAUCACCUCACAGUAUACCACCACCGACUGUUGCCACACAACAUAGCAACCUUUGAUUUUCCAGCAGGAAUGUUCCUAUACCCUCCCUCUAAUAGGCCCUGCACCAUCACACCACCUCAUUUUGGAGGAAAGGAGUGAUGCUCUCUAGAGAAUAUCAUUCCUGUUGGACUCUCAGGGGGCCACUGUUGCAGUAGUACAGUAGCUCCCGUUGAAAUUGUGAGUGUCACCACUGCAAUUCUCCUGCACAUGCUGAUCCAAGGAAUGAGGUACCAAGCUGGGAUCUGACACUUAGAACCCACAGAUAGUAGCAGAGAGUAUGACUAUAAGGCCAUAUGACCAGCUCACCUCAAAUAUUGUAAUAAUACUGUACAAAACUCAUACAAAGACUAAUUGCUCAUAAGCUACAAUUAAGAUGUGAUCAUAUCUUUCUGCAAAUAAUCCUAAUUUUAUAAGUCAAUGUUUUGUAUUUACAGUGACCACCAUUAGAACAAAGUCAUGCUUAGUUACCAGAAUGUGUCCCUAUGCUUAAAAUAGGAAAUAACUCUAGUAUCUGAAGUAACAUGGUGUGAUAACUGUAGGUAAAUGGCAAAUUUUUAAUGCUUACUAGUAUACAUAAUACACAAUUGUUUUCUCCUUUAAAAACCUUUCAAACACCAUUACAGUAUUAUGCUAACUUUAGUGGGUCAAAUUCUACUCUCAUUCACAUCUGUACAACCCCACUGCAGUUAGUGGAGCUCUGCAGAUGCAAGUGCAGUAGGAUUUGGGCCAAUAUGUUAAUAUGCUUCUAGUUAAAUGUAGAAUUUUUAGGAAAGCUUGUUAACAAAAUUGUAUUUGCAUUUUUAUAUUUAAAAUGUAGGGGACAGUCCUACCUUAAAUUACACAGGGGAAGAUCAAUAUGACUCUGUGUGAAAUCAGCUACCUGGUCAGGCCAAGUGAUAAAAUAUGCUUUCUAAUUUACAGGCUGCAUAAAUAUCUCAUUUCUUCUCAAAUUUGCACAGAAAUACUUGUAUUAUGGACACGUACUCCCUCCCAAUAUUUUAAAAAUUAAUGUAUUUGCCAUUUUUCAGCCUAUUUACAUGUAUCAACAUUUGUGAUAUUCAUGCAGUAUUAAAUGAAUGGCCUCUCAUAUCCACUGUGGCAGUUAAAAUAGCAUUUCUUCAGUAGUGAGAUAUUUGUGGCAGGUCUUUUCAGUAAAAUUGUCAUCGUGUUUUAUUUCUUACGUAUGGAAGAGUUGGCUGGCUAACCAUAACACAUUAUGAAAGCCCUUGAUCAUGCGUUGUGAAAUUAUAGAUGAGUAAUAGGCCAAUCACAUAUGGAAACUGUUUUUUAAUUUAACCAAGUGGCUGUUCAACCAGUAACAGCUAUAAGGCCACUUUAUCAUCAAAAAGUAAAGUGCAAAGAAACACAAUAAUUGUGUUAUGACAUUCUGGCAUUGCCUUGCAAUCUCUGAUAGGGAUAUGUCAUCACAUCAUGUCACUGUGUACUGAUGUAUGUUCAUUCCAUUCCUCCACUUCCUCUUGCGGAAUCAAUUUCUUCUCUAUUCUCUCUGCCCCAAUCUGUACCGGCCUCUGGAAGAAGAGAGGUCACUCUUACUUUGAUCUGCCGCAUACAUGUACCCUGGACAGAGAUGUGAGCACUGCUAUAAUUGCUCACUCUGCCUCAGAUCCAGAUAGAGCCAGUGGAGGACUAAUCGGAUAUAUGAAGCCCAAAAUAGUUAUAAACCAGGCUAUGAAGAACCGCAUGUAGCUUGUGACCUCUGACUUGAGUUGCUCCUUAAGCCGUUUCUUGGUUGCCUAGGUACUGUAUAGCCAUAUCACCACUGUUUAUUUAGAUAUAUCAAAUUUUAAAUACACAAUCUUUUUUUAGUAGUGUGUAAAACUAUGGCACAUUUAUAUCCAUCUCUUCCUUUUUAAUCUUAUGUUAGAAGCAUGGUCAGUGUAAAAAGUACUGAGAUUUUGAUUGCUCAGUAUUUUAGUGGAGUAGAAGUGAAACCACAGAUCAGAGUUUUCUGGGAUUACCUGAUAUUUUAGACAAAUUGUCUUGAAUUAUAUUGUUUAUAUGGUACUGAAGUAUGCUGCUGUAAAAACUAUAUGAAUGCUAUUCUCCUGGGACUCUGACAGAGGAGAGACGUGUAUCACUUGAGGCUAUCCCAGGGACCAAAAAAUCUCUAAUAAUAUUUAAUUGGGCACAAGUAUGUAGAAGAUUAGGAAUAGCCUCUAAAUAUUAUGGGCCAGAUUCUGAUUUGUUACACUCAGGUACAUCCAGAGUAACUCUACUGAAGUCAGUGGAGUUACUCCAUAGAUAUGCAGGUGUUACUGAGAUCAGACUCUGUCCAUGCUAGCGAUUGCCUCUUUCCUUCUAUGGAUGAUUCAAAGUUAGUACUCACUUCAUGUUAACUUUAUCAUUAUAUUAAAAUAUUGUAGAUAUUUCAGAGGAGUUAGUUAAAUGUUUCCAUUUGAGUGUAAUAUUUAAGUGUCAUUUGUGUGCUGCUUUGUUUUCUAAAGAAUGGAGAUAAUUCUCAGUGUAUACUAUAUCUUCUCCCUCUAGGACAUUUUAUUUGCUAGCUUCAACCCUAGGCAUUAACUUCUGUUCUGUAUAGAUGACACUGAAUUCUACAACUCGCUCAGUUCAUGCUUUGAUUCCUUUGUAGCUCAUCUGCUGUAUUUACCCCUUUUGUCUGUCAGUGCUUGGUGACCCUAUAGCCUUCUGCUGUUGAAUGCUUUAAAGACUUAUAAUUUCCUGCAUACAAGUCUUCUAAUUCUCUUUAACACAGACCUUUGCUCCCAAGGGUAGCAAUGUAAGCGUCAGCCUUGCUCCUGACUUUUGUUUUUUAAUCUCACCUCUCCCUUGUCUGUAAAUCUGUUUAUCUCCACCUCUCAAAUUUUACAAGAAUUUAUUAUUAAUGUAACUCUUUCAAAAUCUAUAUUCACGUCAAUCAUUUUCUGUCUUAACUCUGAUAGUUCCCUUUUUUAUCAUCCUGUUAUAGCCUUACUCUUCCAUGGAGUCCAGAAUGCUGCAGUUAAAUUACUUUUUCAUUACAAGAAAAAGGGGCAUUUCAGUCCAUCCCUUCACCUUCACUAUCAAUCUUCAUAUCCACUUGUAAACUGCCCAUUGAUUUUUCAAAAUUCUCCAUAAACUUUUGGCAUUUUACCUGUCUGACCCUCUAUCCACAUAUGGUCAACAAAGUCCAUUUUGCCCCCAGUCUCAGCUCUCCACAGCUGAAGAUCAUUCUUUGCUUGUACUGCUGUAUCUCUGGCAUUCUGUCCUUCCUUCUGUAUGAUUUACUCUGUUCAGAUCUUAACAUAACAGAUAAGAUUAUGACUGUCCCUGCAAAGACCCACAAGCAGGAGAUGGUGCUUCUUUGUGUCUUCUAUUUGUCCCUGUGCAGGGAUCAGCCGUAGUCCCAGUGGGAAGUUCAAGGACUGCAUAAAGUUAGUGCCACCACUGGCACUAGACUCUCCAAAGAGGAGUGGAGUUAUGGAUUUGCCUUUUCUUGGGGUGAUUUGGCUUGAGCAGGAAGGAGUUGAACAUAAACUGCACUCUGUGAAAGGGUGUAGGGGUUCCAGUUUUGCUGUGUGCUUCUCCACUCUGUUACAAUUCUCUUUGGGACUCCUACUAUUCCCCAGCCUCUUCUGACUCCCUCCACCCCAAAUGGGCAGUAGCCAUAAGCUACAUUUUAGCCCAAAUCUUCCCAUUCUUUUUAGCCUACAAAUGACACUAGAUCCUACUCAGUACUGCAUACUUCAGUUCUUCCCCCACCAUAGCUAAUCUGCAAGAACACUUGCAUGUUUAUCACUUUUAAUGUCAACUCUUUUCUUUUCUCCUACUGGAUCUUCAUCCAUGUCAUUUUUCCUUUUAUGAGUUGCUGUGCUCAGCUUGAAAGUCUUCUCUUUUGCCUCUUUCUGUUAAGCAUUUUAUGACACUUUGUAUGAAGGCUGCUAUAUCAAGAUAAGUUGUACUGUUGUGUGAUUCAGAACCCGCAGAGUUAAUUCAAAUGAAAUGAAAUUGAUGUUACUGUGACACGGUGUUCAUUGGUGUCUAAUUCUAAAAUGCUAAAAGCUCCCAAUGAUUUAUUUGCAAUGACUGCAGGAUUGGGCCUUAAAUUGUUUUAUAUGUUGAGUCAUACGUCAAUCACUGUUUCAGAUUGACAACAUUUUUAAAUGUGGCUGUACUAUCACUCAACUGUUCUACCCACUUUGUGCGCCAUUACAGCCUUCCACAAAGUCAAAGGGCACAAUACUGUUAUAAAUAGAUGCCAAAAUGUUCUAUGCGUAGGAAGUAGAACACAAUUGACAAUUAAGCUACAUAGAGAUGUCACAUGCAGUAGACUGAAUGUAUUAAAAAAAAUUGCUGUUGUAGCUUCACAUUGGAAUAGAUGUCAAUCAUUUGACACUUAAUUGAUAUCACAAUUGUUGCCACAGAACAUUUUAAUACUGUAUUGUGGAAGAUUUUAUGAAUUGUUUGAUAAACAUUUUAGAUGUCUUACUUGUUUCUUGUUAUAUACUAUUAUAAUGGAAAAGUUUUUUUAAAAAUAUAAAAAUAAAGGGCCUUUUUCUCAUUUACGCUAAGGCCCUUUAACACCCCUCUGGGAGAACAAAAUGACAUUAAAGUGGAACUGAAUGAAACGGACACAUAGUAAGGUGUGUUAACUCUAGCAGGGUGGUGUAAAGAAGUCUUAGUGUAACUGAGAAUCAAGCCUCAAAGUUGACUGUGCAGUCAUCAGUGGAUGAUCUUUACAAUAUCUCUGCUGCACACGUAUUGGCCAGCGAGAUCCAAAUCAUUAUGCUGGUGUUUAGUUUAGAGAAAAUUAGAAAUGUAGUUUAGAAAGAUAUUCUAAUCUAGCUUCUUUUGUAGGAUUUAGAUAUCCAGCUGUAGGCUGACCUUCUUUCCCCUCUUGCCUACAAAAAGAAUGUGGUAAGGGAUUUGUACCUCAGAUUAGUGACCUGGCUAUAGAACUGGUAGGAUUGUGAAUAAUAUUAAUUGCAAAUUUGGGCAAUUUUUCCUCAAAUAAUUAUUCACAACGUUUUUAUCAUUAUUAUUAAACAGCUUUACUUGACCACUUGAAGCGGGGUUGUGAGAAUUCACUCAGCUCUAUUCUCUGCUGACAUAAGAUCCAGUGAGGUUUGUUAUACUGUGUAAUAUUGCCACACUACAGGGAAAUGUGAGGCACAAAGCUAAAAGCCAAAGUUUUCUCACCACCCUAAUUUUGGUGAUAUUAGACAGCGAAACCAUUAGCCCAAUCCUGCAUGCCUGAGUCAUGCAAAACUUCCAUUGCUGCCAGUGUGAGUUUUGCAUUAGCAAGUAUUGAGCCUCAUCAUCCUAUACUAUUGUAUUGGAAUUAUAAAAUGAUCUCCUAAAAAUAAAUAAAUACUGGGGAGAAAAAAAAUUUUGCUUUUCAUUCUUACAUGUCUAAACUGUGGUGAUACUGUACAUCACUAUAACAGACUUCUUUUUACUUUUGUGAAUGUCACUUUAUAAUUCUAGCAAAACACAAGGCAACCUUUGCAUUCUGAAUGUUAUGAGCCUCUAGUCCUCAAAAUAUCUCCCAAGAUUAAAAAAAAUUAUUACAAAUCCAGAAAGGCAAACUGAAUAUUCCAAUAUAGUUAAAAGAAAAAUCUGUUUUAAGUAUUAAUAUUGGACAUUUAAUACUUUAACAUUAAAUUCUUCUACUAUUUCUUUGCUGAGUUUGGAAGAGGACAGUUCUUGGUAAUGUCACAAUAUCAUGACAUGUCAUAAAUGCUUUUUAAAAACUUGGCGUUACCAGACACAACAUUAUUUUUUAAGGCUACAAUGUUACAUUCAGAGAAUGCAGUUUGAUUCUCUCCUGACUUUAAUGAAAAAACUAAAAAGGUACAGUAUGCCAAAGCAGAAAAAUUGAUUUUUGUUUGAUCAAUAUAUUCUGUAUAUUUCUUGAUUUCUUUAUAUGGAAUGCAUUUAAUAUUUAUUUUGCAGCUUUGAACUUCUGUGUUUUGGGGAUUUGGUGGUGGUGUUUUGUUUUUUUGGUUUUUUUUUGGUGUUAUCAACCUACUGUAUUUAGACCUGAAAAAAUGAAAUAACUUUUGAAAAACAAAUACAAUUUUCUUUUUAACAUUAACAUGUUUUUAGUUCCUAAUGGAGAAAAAAAAAACAGAAAGAAAAAGCACUUCAUUAUGUCACAGUAUGUACAGAAGAAAGUUAAAAAGUUACUUCAUUUCUCAUACAUUUGGGACCCGAUUCUCAUCUAGUGUAAAUCCACAUAGUCCCAUUGAAGUUCGUGGAGCUAUGUGGAUUUACAUCAGUGAGGAUCUGACCCUUGAAAUCUUCUCUGCAGCAAAGGGAACUCUUACCAGCAGUACUUGAAGACUUGUGAGUUGUGACUGCAUGUUACUUGAAAGACUUACUUAAACUAUGUUUUUGGUGCAAGCAGUUGUUGUACACGAUUUCAUGUUUAUGUAGCAAGAUGCAUUGAAAUGUUGAUAAUAGUGUUGAAACAUACAUGUAAAGAUUGUUGUUGUGGAAAUUGUCUGUUCUGUUAUAUUUUUCUUGUGUGUCUCAUCUGUUUAGAACGUAAAUUUUCAUUUUUUUUAUCGUCCUAACUGAAUAAGGCUAAAUGAAUACUGUAAUUGAAAAUAUAUUUUAAAUCUUGUCAUGAGUUUUUAAAAAAAGACUAUUACAAAUUGUAUCAUUCCUGAUUACACAGAACUUUGUGGGUGGUUUUAAAUAAAUUUUAUACUUCUAUUUUGCACUCAGUAGUCUAAUUUUUCUUUCCUAUAUUUCUUAAAUCGUUAUGUUUUGUAAAUAUGCAUUUCAAAAUAGCAAUACUAUUUUUGUGUUUCCAAACACAAAUAAAAAAAGUAGAUUCCUGAUCAUAUGUGGCCUGAUCCUGCUAAGACAAAAUGCAUGCUGAAGUCAUUUGAGGAGGACAGGAGGACUGGGCCGCUACAGGCCCCAUU